AUGCUGCACCUGUGGCUUGUGUCAAGCCCAUAUCUGUGCACGGAUACAUGGGUGAGUGCCUUUCCACGCCACUCCAGUGGUAGACCCUGUUCUCACUGCGAGCCACCCUCUGCCCUUGCUUGCCCGUGCAUGCGCACAUGUGCCCUGCAGUGGACGUCCAAGGCGGCGGAGGCGGAGGCAGAGGCGCACGGGCAGCACCUGAUCCCGCCGCUGUUUGCACACGGCAGCUCCGUGGGGCUGUAUGAGACGCUGAGGGGGUGCGCGCACCAGUACUCGGUGACGGCUGACAGCGUGCUGCACUGCUUUUUCAUUGAUAGACAGCGCAUCAUGGCCGCCAAGAGCAGCAGCGACGCCAUUGAAGACUUUCUGUGGAAGGAGAGUUGUUUGGAGGUGGCGCGGGUGGUGCGCCCCAUGGAGUUCGGGCUGCUAUCCAUGCACGACCUGCGCGUGCUCUUCUCCCAGUCCGCGCGCCUCCUCACCCUCGCCCCGCACUCCCCCGUGCACCUCGCGCCCUCUGAGGUCGCGCUGCUGCUGCUGGGCGCCGUGCGCCUGCCGGGGGAUGGCAGCAAGGGGCACGAGGGCGAUGAGGGCAACGAGGGGGAGGAGGGCGAGGAGCAGGGCGAGGAGGAGGAGGGGGGUGGCGGGGCCGGCAGCCCUCAAGGUGCAGCUGUAGCCGCAGGCAGCCCGCAAAUUGCUCCGUCCUCUUCUCCGCAACUUGGCGCGUCACUUUCUCCGCCAGCAGCCACGGCAGCGGGCGGGGUGGCAGCGGAGAGUGUAGCCCCACCCAGCAGCGGCGAGGAGGGCAGCAUGAACGGCAGCACGAGCGCCAGCAGCUUUGACGACCGCACGUCCGCGUCCAUGGCCCUCUCUGCCACCGCCUCUGAUGGGGCAGAUGGCAGGGGCGACACAGCGUGGGGGGGUAAGGACGCGGAGGGGCAGGCGGUGCGCAAGGUGCGGAGCGAGGGCGUGGAGCAGGGCGGGGAAGGGGGGAGCAGCAGCAGGGGCAGCAGCGGGGGGUUCCUGCGCGCGCGCAGUGAGGCGCUGCGCAGCGGGCUGCGCAGCCUGUCCAAGGGCCGGCAGCGGCUGGUGCGCGCCAUUAGCUCCAAGGACAGAGAUGGGGACAAGGCGGGCACGUGGCAGAGCGGCAGAGAGGGCACGGGCAGCCUUGAGGAGAUGGAGCUGGGGGUGAUCGUGGAGGACGGGCGCAUCGUGAGCAUCCAUGCCCCCGCUUACCUCACUCCCCAGCCAAGCCCAGGGGGGUUGGGCGAGGCGUCGUAUGUGACGGUGACGACGUGCAAGCUGAUGGUGGUUGACAUGCCUCACACACAGCACUCCCUGCAAGGCACCCCCACACGCGCCUUCCAUGGGCACCGCAGUGCACCUGCGCACGACGCGGCGACGCUGCUGCGGUGGCAGCUGGAGGGGGGCGCGGAAGGCGACGACGAUGAUGACGGGUUCAUUACUGCUCGGCUCAGGGGGCGGGCGGGCGCUGAUGCGCGUGCUCAUGGCGCUGGGGGAGCUGCAGGGGGGCACCCGGGGAGCAGGCUGGGCGGGGUGCUGGGCAGCAUGAUGGGGGGCGGAGGGGCUGUGGCGGCUGGCGAGGUUGGUGACGUGGAGGACAGUGAGAUGACGAUGCCACGUGGCAGUGAGCUGGCUGCCAUGCUGGCGGACCGUGUGGCGGUGGAUCGGCAGCUGAUGGAGCGAGCCAUGCAGCUCAGUGUGUUCGGCAACAAGGUCAGUCACCUCCUUUCCAUCCUUCCUUCCAAGCCGACAUUCUUUAAGCUUUCUCUCAACUGCUACUUUCCCUCCCUCUACCAGGCAUAUCUAUGGAUGAGCAACCUAUUUCCUCCCUUCCUCAUUGUCGCUCGCUUGAAUGACCAUCGAUCCUCUCCAUUGCUCAUCACCGCUCUCCCCAUUCCCCACUACCCGUCCUGCCAUCGCCCACCUGCCCCACUGCAGAUGCAGACGAGGCCGAGGCGGCCGUCAGAGGCCCAUGCAGGACACCCUGCAGGCACCGCUGCUGCUGCCACUGCCUGGCAAGCAGAGGAGGCGCACCCACUUGUGGAGCCGGGGAGUGGGGUGGACGGGGGGAGAAGCGAGUGA
Closterium sp. NIES-65 is the source of this 2103-nucleotide messenger RNA. The record is from the annotation of a GenBank genome assembly. NCBI's taxonomy places the organism in Eukaryota, Viridiplantae, Streptophyta, Zygnematophyceae, Desmidiales, Closteriaceae.